AUGUCCAAACGCCUACUUAAAUCCAGCCAUCUUCCCAAAAUAAGAAGAAACAGAAGAGAAAUGGAAGGGGAGAUCCACAAUUUCAUGGUGAUAUGGGCUAUUGUUUUAACAUCUUUAUGUUACUCUCACACAAUUGCCAAAUUCUUUCCCAAAGGCAAAUCAAGAUUUCUUGCUAUAAUUCCCAUUGUUUGUCUAUUUUUCACUCUUCCUCUCUAUCUUACCUCUAUUAAUCUUGGUUCUACUACUUCAUUUUUCAUUGCAUGGUUAGCCAAUUUCAAGCUUCUUCUUUUUGCUUUUGGUAAAGGUCCUUUGUCAUCAACUCCACCUUUGCCACUUUCAACAUUCAUUCCUUUGGCUUGUUUGCCUAUUAAAUUUCAAUCAUCAUCAACUAAAACCAUCCAAAAGAACACAAAAUCAAGUUUAAAUCUUGUUACCAAAAUUGCACUUCUAGCCAUUUUGAUUAAGGUGUAUAACUAUAAAGACCAUUUGCAUCCAAAAAUCAUUCUCUUCUUCUAUUGCCUACACAUUUACUUCGUGCUAGAGAUCAUGUUGACCACGGUUAGCACCAUGGUUCGAGUCGUGAGUCGAGUUGAGCUCGAGCCACCCUUUGAUGAGCCUUACAAGACUAGCUCACUUCAAGAUUUCUGGGGUAAGAGGUGGAACCUCAUGGUAACCAAUAUACUUCGUCCGGCCGUUUACGAUCCUGUCCGGUUUAUAAUGUCAGAUCGGAUCCCGAGGAAGUGGGCCCCAAUUCCUGCCAAGUGGGCCCCACUUCCUGCCGUGCUCGCGACGUUUUUCGUGUCCGGGCUAAUGCAUGAGCUGAUUUUUUACUACAUAUCAAGACUAAAUCCUAGUUGGGAAGUCACAUGCUUCUUUAUCAUUCAUGGAGUGGCUUUAACUCUUGAAAUUAUGAUCAAGAAAUUGUUGAAUGGCAAAUUUUUGGUUCCUAGGAUUAUCUCAGGCCCAUUAGCAUUGGGAUUUAUAAUUUUGACCAGCUUUUGGUUGUUCUUUCCACCUUUAUUAAGGGGUAAACCAGAUGUUAAAGGAUGUACUGAAUCUCUUGCUUUCUUAGAAUUUAUUAGGUAUGGUAAAUUAGUUAAUCCUUCCAAUAUCACAUGUCCAUUCUUGUAAGAUUAGGUUAGUUUGGUCAUUUAGUGAUAAAUUGUUUAUACUAAGUGGGUGUUUGGACAUAAGAAUUGUAAAAUUUCAAAAAAAAAAAAAAGUGAAAAAAAUUGUCAGUGAAGAUGGUAUUUGAAAAAUAUAGUUGUUUUUGGACAUAAAUACAAUUUUGGGCUGU
Nicotiana tabacum (common tobacco) is the source of this 1297-nucleotide messenger RNA. Its product is annotated as acyl-CoA--sterol O-acyltransferase 1-like. NCBI's taxonomy places the organism in Eukaryota, Viridiplantae, Streptophyta, Magnoliopsida, Solanales, Solanaceae. Gene Ontology annotation, biological process: lipid metabolic process. The record is from RefSeq and is a predicted model, not a curated record.